AUGGAAUAUAGUCUGUAUAAAGCAGCAUUCAACUCUGACAUUGAUGCUGUUACUCGGUUACUUCAAGAAGAUCCGAUGCUUAUUCAAAAAACCUACGUGAUGUAUCGUGUGGAUAGAAACCCUAUUCACAUUUGUGCAAUGAUGGGCUAUGUUGAAUGUUUGAAUGUGAUUCUACUAGCUAAUAAUUCUUCUUUCUCUUAUGCUAUGUGUUUGGCUCGGGAUCAGCAUGGCCACAACCCUAUCCAUCUCGCUGCAAUCCACGGCCAACUGGCAUAUUGGAGAUGGUUAAAAAAUGAGGACAUAAUAAAGUACUUGAUAGAAAAUGUAUGCGAGAUUGUGGAUGUAAAGAACGAGAAUGGAAAAACUGCAUUGGAUAUUUUCAAGGAUCGCGCUAGAAAACAGUCCAUGGAAGAGUACCAAGGUGCUAUAAGUUGUCUAGAGGGAGUGAGAGGAGCUGCAAAAAAGGACUGCUUCCUUGUAAGUUUCGAGGACAGUAAAGAUUCGAUAAUGAUUGUGGCAUCACUUAUCGCAACCAUAGCUUUUCAAGCAAUGGUAAGUCCACCGGGUGGUGUAUGGCAAGAUAACUUGUACGACAAGAAACUUUCAAUUCAACACAAAGUUGGGGAAAGCGUGAUGGCGUUAACACAGCCGGAAUACUACAAAAUCCUGAUUCGGUCAAAUACGAUAGCCUUUCUGGCAUCGCUGACUACAAUUAUAAUGCUGAUGAUUCGCGAACGGCCGGCCCGUCCUAAAACACACAUCUUUAGGACACUUGCGUUACUUCUCCUAAUCAUUGGCAUGUCGCUGUCGGUAACAGCAAUUUCGAUUGCUUACGCGACAAUGUUCGUGGCAAUGGCACCGGAACCGGUUCUGUGGCAUUGGGGAUCUUCAUUUCAGAUCACAAUGAUAGCCAUCACGGUUUGGUUCUUUCCUCUGAUCGCUUUUGUCACUAGCGCGAUUCGAUACUACCGCGGGGGGAUGAAUGUCAAGUUUUGGCAUCCGCAAAUAGACAAGAAGAUUAGAUCUGGAAUAAAGGGGAUAUUUCCUCUGAAAUCAAAACCAAACGCAGCUUGUUAA
Messenger RNA from Oldenlandia corymbosa var. corymbosa, 1077 nucleotides. Lineage: Eukaryota; Viridiplantae; Streptophyta; Magnoliopsida; Gentianales; Rubiaceae. The record is from the annotation of a GenBank genome assembly.